CUCAGUCUCACCUGUGUGAGGUGAUCCGACGAGAAGAGGCGCGAGACGGAGAGACAGAGACAGACAGACACACAGACAGAGAGACAGGAUUACCGAGGAUCCAGAACCUGCAGAUCCAGAACCUGCAGAUCCAGAACCUGCAGAUCCAGUUAUGACUCAUCAUCAGUCGCUGUUGGUGCUUUGUGUCGCGCUCGUGCUGUGGGUGUGUUCCCGCGGCGGGGACGCGCGUGUCCGACUGAACUCCAUCAGGACGGUGAUCCUGAGGGAGGGGCACGCGCUGCCGGUCAACAGGAGCGCGUGGGAGCCGAGCCUGGACCUGACGCUCUAUCAGUGCAUGAGCGACCUGGAGUGCAGCGAGGGCAGCUACUGCCACGCCCCCACCAAAGGCCCCGCCCACUCGCGCUGCCAGACCUGCCGCAGGAGGAAGAGGCGUUGCCAUAGAGACGGCAUGUGUUGUCCGGGCAACCGCUGCAGCAACAAUAUCUGCGUCCCUGACGUGGACACCUUUGUGUCUCAGAGGAUCCCGGACUCGGACGGAGGGAUGAGCCCGCUGUCUAAAAAGAAAGGGUGGAGGAAGAGAGGCAGGGUGGACGUGAAGGCGGUGUCCAGUAAAGGUGUGUGUAGCUUCAGUGUGGAGGCGUGGCGCUCCGUCAGGCGUUGUUUCUGUCGUGUUGACGGUGUUUCUGUCUCCAGGUCAGGUCGGGGAUCCCUGCCUGCGCUCGUCCGACUGUUCCGACGCUCUGUGCUGCGCCCGGCACUUCUGGACUCGCAUCUGCAAGCCGGUGUUGCGGGAGGGACAGGUUUGCACGCGACACCGCCGGAAGGGGAACCACGGGCUGGAGCUGUUCCAGCGCUGCCCCUGCGGGGACGGACUGAGCUGCCGGACGCUGCGGGAGCCCGUCCAGACGCCAUCAUCGUCUUCGGCGUCGCUGCUAGCAGCAGCAACAAUGUCCAAGUUCGCCGCGUCCUCGUCUCGCCACUCGUCCCCGCACACCUCGCCGCUGGCGUCGUCCUCAAAGUCGGCGGCGGUGGCGAAGACGAGACUCCACGUGUGCCAGAGAAACUGAAGAACCACCUGGAAGCAAAGACUUUCCUCUUUCUGCCAAUGACCGAGCCCGAAGGCAACGAGAGGCGGAGACCGAGACGGACGAGCGAGACGGAAACAAGCACACCUGUUCGCACCUGUGACCGCCCCCAGUAUCUCAUGCUAAUCAGCUUCCUGUCGGGUCGCAUUCACACACACUCGGCGGGACGUGAAACUCUUUGUGCUUCAGUUUCCUGCUGAGCGUCUAGACGAGCGGAAACCGCUUUGAAAUCCGGUUUGACUCCAUUUACACCGCGAGGCUGACGCAUGGCCUGCAGGGUGUCGUGCUUUUACUUUGAAAAAACAGAUCAAAUAUAUGUUUGAUGAUUCAUGAUGAAGUCCAGAACUGCACUGUCCAUUUGUUUUGGCCCAAAGGAAUUGGUUUUAUUUUGAAAGUCUGUAAGAACAGCUGAUCUUUGGCCACUGAAACUCUUCCCGCCCAUUUUGGCGCCAAUAGAAACUCGUUAGCUGGUGAAGUGUCGGCUCGUUAGAACACAUGUUGUUUUAUUGCACUGCUUUAUUGUGAAAGAGUUCUCUGUAUGUCCGUGUACUCUGGAUGAAUGUUCCAGAAGUUUCUGUAUUUUAAAUGCAAAUCAAAUAAUCUGUGUUUAUGAUUAAAUCCUCGUUAACACA
Messenger RNA from Larimichthys crocea (large yellow croaker), 1717 nucleotides. RefSeq names its product dickkopf-related protein 2. NCBI's taxonomy places the organism in Eukaryota, Metazoa, Chordata, Actinopteri, Sciaenidae. Gene Ontology annotation, biological process: negative regulation of canonical Wnt signaling pathway; multicellular organism development. Gene Ontology annotation, molecular function: receptor antagonist activity; co-receptor binding. The record is from RefSeq and is a predicted model, not a curated record. Gene Ontology annotation, cellular component: extracellular region. The coding region runs from base 152 to 1285 and encodes 377 amino acids. The transcript is spliced from 4 exons.